Messenger RNA from Exserohilum turcica Et28A, 1671 nucleotides. RefSeq lists its product as uncharacterized. The record is from RefSeq and is a predicted model, not a curated record. Lineage: Eukaryota; Fungi; Ascomycota; Dothideomycetes; Pleosporales; Pleosporaceae. The coding region runs from base 1 to 1671 and encodes 556 amino acids. The transcript has 2 exons.
AUGGCUCGUUCGUUUCCGAAAUGCGUCGACACGGUGAUCAUUGGCAAUGGCCCAUCUGCCCUCAUCCUCUCCUACAUCUUGCAUGGGCACAUUCCCUAUUACAUCGGCGGCCAUCAUGACGCGAUCCUCGACGCCAAACUCCAAAAGACUCCCAAUCUCCUCCACCUGACGCCUGACCUCUACGCGCAUUUCCUGUCCUCGCUCCGCUACUCGACCCAGGCGCUGCCCGUCAACACGCUGCUCGACACCCUCAUCCGGCCAAACGCCGACACCGAACUGAACCCCAAAUCCUGUAUCGAAUGGCGGCACGAGCCGGACAAGGCUAUUCCGCAUCUCGCCAUCGGAGAGGCAGCACAUGCAGGUGGACAAUGGGCCGAAGAAUCUCCCUCUGCGAGCGCUGACAUAGGCACUUUGAGCUACGCUGAACAACUGAGCCUCCCAGGCUAUUCGUAUGCGGACCAUCUUGCGCGCAUCGGGAAACAGGACGAGACGGAGUUUGUACGCCCGUCCAGGACCGAGGUUGCAGACUAUCUUAGCGCGUAUCCAGAUGCCGUAGGCAUAGCCGGCAGUGUACUUGCGGGCCUCAAGGCGGAGCGCGUGUAUCGCACAAUCAAAGGCUUCUCCAUUGGUAGCCUCGGGAUACGAUGUAAGCAUCUUGUCUUGGCAUCGGGCAUUUUCACAGUCAACAUCCCGCCCCCACCUCUACUCGCACCUAUAUCGCAAUUCGAUUCGCCAGAGGCUCCGCUGCUUGUCAUUGGGUCUGGCUUCUCUGCAGCCGACGUCAUAAUUUCUGUCCCACCAAACCGCAAAAUCAUACACAUAUACCAAUGGGAUCCUGAGAAACGACCCUCUCCACUUCGAGGAUGCCAUCAUACCGCUUACCCAGAGUACGCCACUGUGUAUCGGCAGAUGAAGCUUGCAGCGAUUGCAUCUUCGAAAAAAGGCAAGACUGGAAAGCCGGCGUACGGAAGGAGAAAAGCUGGCGCCUUUCAGCAGCGAGACUGGUCUCUAUACGAAGGUCUCCCAGGCGCGGACGUGAUCAAUGCAUACAAGUCCGGAAAUGCAGUCAUGGUAGAGCUGCAGCUGCCUUCGGGCGACACAGUGACGCGUGAAGUCGGCGGGCUGGCCUACAUGGUAGGAAGACGCGGCACGUUGAAUUUCUUGUCCCCUGAGCUGCGGUCGGAGGUGCUGAGUGCACCUGACAAUGCAACCGUCGAUUUGUCUUCGCUCAUCUCAGGUCGCACACUUCGAUCAAAAGCUGAAACCACAUCCCUUGAAGUUGCGAGAGACGUUUUCAUUACCGGGAGCCUCACGGGCGACUCUCUGAUUAGGCACGCCGUCGGCGGCUGUGUCUUUGCAGCUGGCCGCAUUCUCAGGGCCAUACCCACCAGUUACCCUACUGACAAUACACACCCAUCAACUUCGUCCACCUCCAGAUCGGCCUCACCAGUUUCCACUUCAGAUGCCGAAGCCGCCAUGUCGGAAACCAAUUCCAGUCCACAAAGGCCGCGGACUGGACAGCGGACACCGUGCGAGCUGACAAAUGGACACACCGAUCUGCAUCUUGACCGACGGACGCUCGCUCGUGUGGUAGAGAAAGCGCAUGCAGAGAACAGGUUUUGGGUUGAUUCAGGGUGGUGGGCUGGCGGACUGGGGCCUGGAAAGUCAUGA